Molecule: messenger RNA, 3430 nt
Organism: Phascolarctos cinereus (koala)
Lineage: Eukaryota; Metazoa; Chordata; Mammalia; Diprotodontia; Phascolarctidae
Gene: PKN3
Product: protein kinase N3
Biological process (GO): signal transduction; protein phosphorylation
Molecular function (GO): ATP binding; protein serine/threonine kinase activity; small GTPase binding
Source: RefSeq, a predicted model, not a curated record
GACAAGAGGGCAGCUAGAGACCAGUUGGGGCUUCACUUUUCCCCCCAAGGCCAAGAUAAUGGAGACUGGUGUGACCCCCAAGGGGAAUUUCACAGUGCAGCCGGGGUCAAAUGAGAGCUUGCCAGACCCCAGUUCCCAGCAUCGGUUGGAGGGCGAGAAGGAGGUGAUCCGAAAGGCCAUUCAAAAAGAGCUGAAGAUCAAAGAAGGUGCUGAAAACCUACGCAGGGUCACCACUACCCGGCGAAACUUGGGCCAUGUGGACCAGCUGCUCCGCUCCUCCAACCGAAGACUGGAACAGCUCCAUUGGGACCUGCAAGAGCUCAAUGCUCACAUUUUGCUUCCUGAUGAGGCCCAGAGCCCUGCUGCCUCUGAGCCUCACCCAAGGGAGGAAAAGCCAGUGACCAGACAUCUGGAAGCUUUGCGGAAGCAGCUACAGAUAGAGCUGAAGGUGAAACAAGGAGCAGAGAACAUGGCUAACACCUAUGCCAAUGGCAGUCCAAAGGAACGCAGGCUGCUGUCAGCUGCUCAGCAGAUGCUUCGAGACAGCAAGGUGAAAAUCGAGCUUCUCCGAAUGCAGAUUGGGAAGUUGGGAGCCUCUGGGGAGGCUCUGGCACCAGGGCCAGAACAGCGAAGGGAGCUACGGGCUGGGGACCUUCGUCAUCGGUUUCGGAUCGAGACAGCUGUAGCAGAGGGUGCCAAGAAUGUGGUGAAACUGCUAGGGGGCCGGAGGCUACAGGACCGUAAGGCCCUGGCUGAGGCCCAGACUCGGCUUCGAGAGUCCUUGCAAAAGCUGGACCUCCUACGUCUGGCACUGGAACGGCUAAUGACAGAACUUCCUCCAGCCCACCCACUCCGAAUCCUUGUGGCCCGAGAGCUACGGGAGGGCAUGCCAGGGAGUCCCCAGCCCACUGGGUCUCUCAUCAAACCCAUAGCCCUCACAGGGACCCUGGAGGUUCAGCUCAUAGGAUGCCAAGAGUUGUUAGAAGUGGUUCCUGGCCGAUCCCGAGUGGCUGCAUUGGUGGGUAGCCCAGGAGAAAGUAGACCGUGGAGCUGGGGCAAACAGCAGCGUGUUGAGGAACUGACCAAGGAGGUUCUGGCGGUGCUGAAGGUGGAUAACCGUGUGGUGGGCCAGACGGGCUGGGGGCCUGUGAGUGCUCAGGCUUGGGACCAGACUUUCCUGAUCCCCCUAGAGCGGUCUCGUGAAUUGGAGAUUGGGGUACAGUGGAGGGACUGGCGGGAGCUGUGCGGUGUAGCUUUCUUGAGACUGGAGGAUUUCCUGGACAAUGCACGCCACACACUGUCCUUGGCUUUGGAGCCUCAAGGCCAGCUCUUUGUGGAGGUGAUGUUCUGUGACCCUGUUAUCGAAAGGAGGCCCCGGCUUCAGAGACAGAAGUGCAUUUUUUCAAAACACCGUGGUCAGGAUUUCCUCCGGGCCUCACAGAUGAAUAUCAGCAUGGCAGCAUGGGGUAGACUGGUUAUGAGUCUGCUGCCUCCUUGCAGCUCCCCGAGUACCCUCAGCCCCCCUUGGGGGCGGCCUUCCCCAACCUCCCCGCAUGACUCCCCUGGCUCUUCAUCCCCCAGUUCCUUCCCUCUGACAAAGCCUCUGGUUGUGGAGGCCCCUGCACAGAAAGCCCUGGCGGGGCAACAGCUGCCACCAAAGCCCCCACGUCUCUACCUGCCCGUGGAUUCAGCGUCUGUGGAGUCACCGUGUACCAAACGUCCCCACAUGGAAUACAGGAACAGGCUGAGACAGGGGCCAUGUGCCACACUCAGCAGGAAACCUCCCAAGUUCCAAGACUUCUGUUAUGUUGCUGUGCUGGGCCGUGGUCAUUUUGGGAAGGUCCUCCUUGCUCAAUAUAAGAAGACUGGGACAUUCUAUGCAAUCAAGGCACUGAAGAAGCAGGAUGUCUUGAGCCGGGAUGAGCUGGAGAGCUUGUACUGUGAGAAGAGGAUCCUGGAGAUGGUGGGCCACUCUGGCCACCCCUUCCUUCUCUCUCUGUUGGUGUGCUUCCAGACUCCCAGCCACUUCUGUUUCGUGACUGAGUUUGUACCUGGGGGUGACCUGAUGAUGCGAAUCCAUGCUGAUGUCUUUCCUGAGCCCCAAGCUCGGUUUUACCUGGCCUGUGUGGUCCUAGGCCUGCAGUUUCUGCAUGAAAAGAAAAUUGUUUACAGGGACUUGAAACUGGAUAAUCUCCUCCUGGAUGCCAAAGGUUUUCUCAAGAUUGCUGACUUUGGGCUGUGUAAGGAAGGGAUGGGUUUUGGAGACCGCACCAGCACAUUCUGUGGGACUCCCGAGUUCCUGGCACCUGAGGUGCUGACAGAUGAAUCAUACACACGAGCAGUGGAUUGGUGGGGGCUGGGUGUACUGCUUUAUGAGAUGCUGGUGGGUGAGUGCCCAUUCCCUGGGGACACAGAGGAGGAAGUAUUCGACUGCAUUGUCAAUGAGGAAGCUCCCUAUCCUCAUUUCUUGUCUGUGGAGGGCCUUGCACUCAUUCAGAAGUUGCUCCAGAAGUGUCCUGAGAAGCGUUUGGGGGCAGGUCGGCAGGAUGCAGAGGAAAUAAAAGUCCAUCCUUUCUUCAGGUCCACAGACUGGGAGGCUCUGCUUUCUUGCCGGGUCCAGCCUCCCUAUGUGCCGUUGCUGCGUGGGCCUGCUGACCUUCGCCACUUUGACCAAGAGUUUACAGUGCUGCCUCCAGCCCUGACACCUCCUGAUCCCCACUGUCCACUCAGCUCUCGACAGCAGGCUGCUUUCCGGGGCUUCGACUUUGUCUCUGAUCGGUUCCUGGAGGUCUGAGCUACUAGGGGGGCAGGGCAGCCUUAGGUAGUACACCAUAUCCCUUUCUUCUUUACCCAGCUGGGUUUACGUAGAAAGCCUGGGGCAAGGGGGAAGCCUGGUAGGCCUUCUUUCCUUUGUGGGCAUACCCCACCCUCCAUUCACCUUUGAAGCUUUAGGAAUAAUUUCUAACAACUUUUGCACUGUUUCCUCCCCUUGAAGCUAUUGGCUAUCAUCCGCCCCAGGGAAGGGAAUGAUGUCCCUUAUUUAUGAAUCCCAUUCUGGUCCUAAUAAUUCCCUUCUGUUUCCUUAGAGACAAGCAGGGAAGGCUGAGGAAGAGGCUUCCCUUGCUGUUAUAGGACCUUCUAGAGUUAGGCCUAGGCUGGGUAGGGAUGGGAGGAGGAUGUGGGAGUUAGGGAGUGAGCUGGUGACAGCAGCCAGAGUCAAGGCUGGUCAGCAGCCAGGGUUUAUUGAACAUUUCUGUACAAAGCACACACUUCUGAAGGGUCACAGUGGAAAGCAGGGUGCACCGGUGUGUUGUUGUUUUUUUUUUUCCAAACAGUCUACCUGCUUUUUGGAUUAUUAAAUUUGUAAACUGCAGAACCCUAGGGGAAGUAGUCUGAAUUGGGAAGGCUGGGGAUGCUGAGGGGAAGGAAA